GCGGUGUGCAGUUAUGGACCGAGAAGCUGCCUUGAGCCACGACACUGCCCAGCCUCAGGAUGGAGAGCCGCCUGCGGAGUCUCCAGAGCCUCCGCUGCCGUGGCCGCCGCCGCCGCCGCCGCCGCCGCGUUUUGCUCCGUCGCAGACUCCUCCACCACUCCAAGAGCCUUCGCCAGAACCUGAACCAGAGCACUGUCCAGAGCCUGCUCCGGAACCCUGUCCAGCGACAACCUCAGAACCAGCCACAGAACUAGACGCAGUACCCACCCCAGAACCAGCCACAGAGCCGGCAACACAGCCCGUGCCAGAACCAGCUCCAGAGCCGGCCCUAGAGCUGCCCCCAGAACCUGCCACACAGCAGGUCCCAGAACCUGCGACGCUGCUGGCUCCAGAGCCGGUCUCAGAAACUGUCCCAGAGUCCUGCCCUGAGCCGUCUCCAGUGACCUGUCCGAAGCCGAGUCCUGCACCAUGUCUAUUGCAGUAUCCAGCGGUCCCUCCAGAGAGGGCUCUGAAGACCUCGCCACUGCCAUCGCCCCGAACGUGGUCCCGGUUAAAGAAGAUACUGAAGGAAGGACCACUGAUGAAGAACUGUAACUCCUUUAAGAGAUGGAAGCUUAGAUACGUUAUGGUUCAAGGGCGGCAACUCUACUUUGCACACCAUUCCUCGUUUGUUCACUUUGAAACAAUUGAUCUGUCUCAGGUCACCUUGGCAGAAACCAGCUGCAGAAAUCUUUGCCACAGUUUUUGUCUUAUCACACCUCAACGAAGAGUCACCCUGGCUGCACCUGACAGAAAAGACAUGGAAGAAUGGAUCAACAUCAUAAAAACUGUCCAACAGGGAGAAAUUUAUAAGAUACCAGCGGCAGAAAACAACCCCUUCCUUGUUGGAAUGCACUAUUGGUAUUCCAGCCACAGUCUACAUACUCAGCACUGCAACAUUUGUCGAGAGAGCAUUCCUGCCUUAUCGAGAGAUGCCAUUAUCUGUGAAGUGUGCAAAGUGCAGUCUCACAUGUUAUGUGCUUUGAGGGCAAACAAAGACUGCAAAUGGAAUACCUUGUCUGUCACUGAUGACCUCCUCCUGCCUGCAGAUGAAAUACAAACCAUGCCCCAUCAAUGGGUAGAAGGCAACAUGCCUAUAAGCUCUCAAUGUGCAGUAUGUCAUAAGAGCUGUGGCAGUUAUCAAAGACUUCAAGAUUUCCGCUGCCUGUGGUGUAAUUCCACGGUGCAUGGUGACUGUCGCAGAUGGUUUUCCAAGGAAUGUGUCUUUGGAAAUUACCGUUCAUCGAUAGUCCCUCCCACUGCUCUCAGCGACCCCAAAGGUGAUGGCCAAUUAGUAGUGUCUUCAGACUUCUGGAACCUCGACUGGUCAUCUGCCUGUUCAUGUCCCUUGCUCAUCUUCAUCAACUCCAAAAGCGGCGAUCAUCAAGGGAUCGUAUUCCUCCGAAAAUUCAAAGAAUACCUCAACCCAUCUCAAGUGUUUGACCUAUCGAAGGGUGGACCUGAAGCAGGGCUGCACAUGUUCAAGAACUUUGCUCGUUUUCGUGUUCUGGUUUGCGGUGGGGAUGGCAGUGUGAGCUGGGUCCUGUCCCUGAUUGAUGCCUUCGGAUUACAUGAGAGGUGUCAGCUGGCAGUCAUCCCACUUGGAACUGGAAAUGAUCUGGCCCGUGUCCUGGGUUGGGGUGCAUCCUGGAACAAAAACAAAUCACUGCUGGACAUCCUCUACAGAGUAGAGCGGGCAAGCAUGAAAAUUCUAGACAGAUGGAGUGUGAUGAUCCGCGAGACUCCAAAACAACCUCCGUUGCUAAAAGGACAGGUGGAAAUGGACAUACCACGAUUUGAGACUGCUGCCAUCCAGCACUUAGAAUCUGCAACCACUGAGCUGAACAAAAUCCUGAAAGCCAAGUACCCUACAGAGAUGAUCAUUGCAACCAGAUUCCUGUGCUCAGCAGUAGAAGACUUCAUGGUUGAUACUGUGAAGGCCUGGACUCAUAUAAAACAGAGCAAUACAGCAGUAGAGUCUGUGAUUUUGAAAAGUGACUUAAUGUAUGAUAAGCUCAGUGCUGUGAUUGAUAUCCUGGCUGAGGAGGCAGCGGCUACCUCAGUUGAGAGAAGUGCUACAGUGCAUACAGACAGUGGCAAGGCAGAUGGAAAGCCCUUCAAAACUCAAAUAGACCACGUAGCCAAGAGCAAGUCGGAGCUGGCCACAAAGGCCCAGAAUCUCCAGAAGUCCUUGAAACUCAUUAUAUUCCAGGUUGAACAAGUUCUGGAUGAGGAAAGCAGACAGACAAUAUCAGUUAAGAACUUUACGUCAUCUUUCUUCCUGGGAGAUAAUGAUUCAGAGGAUUCUAACCAGAUGAGUCCAAGACACCGUUCUCGCCGUGCCACUUUGUCUUCUAUAUCUUCUCUCAAAAGUGAAGACCUAGAUAACCUUAACUUGGAAUAUUUAUAUUUUACACCUGAAAUGAUGCACUUCAAGGAAAAGUGUGUCAUGAACAACUACUUUGGAAUUGGAUUGGAUGCUAAAAUUUCUCUGGAGUUUAAUACCAGAAGAGAAGAAAACCCCAAACAAUACAAUAGCCGCUUUAAGAAUAAGAUAUGGUAUGGCCUUCUGGGAAGCAAGGAACUUUUGCAGCGCUCUUACAGGAAACUGGAAGAACGAGUCCACCUGGAGUGUGAUGGAGAAGCCAUCCCCUUACCAAACCUGCAAGGCAUUGUUGUGCUCAACAUUAACAGCUAUGCUGGAGGUGUCAACUUCUGGGGUAGCAACACAGCAGCCACAGAAUAUGAGGCUCCUGCGAUAGACGAUGGAAAACUGGAAGUAGUAGCAAUCUUUGGCGCCACACAGAUGGCUAUGUCCCGUAUCAUCAAUUUACAACAUCAUCGCAUUGCCCAGUGCCGUGAAUUGAUGAUAACUAUUGAUGGUGAAGAAGGUAUCCCUGUUCAGGUGGAUGGGGAGGCCUGGAUUCAGAGGCCAGGUCUUAUCAAGAUUAGAUACAAAAAUGCUGCCCAGAUGCUGAUGAGAGAUCGGGACUUUGAGAACUCAUUGAAAAUGUGGGAGAGCAAACACACUGAAAUUCAAGCUGUACCUCAACCCCAGCUGGAUUUCCAGGAAUCUCAAGAGAGCCUCUCUGAUGAGGAGUGUUCCCAGAUGCAGCACUUAGCUCGACUUGCAGAAAGCCUCAUUAGCAAACUUAAUGACCUCAGCAAGAUCCACCAGCACAUGUCUGUCCUCAUGGAUUCUGUGAAUGCUAGUGUGAACAUCCUGAACAAUAUAUUUUACGGCCAAGACAGUGACCAUGGGGCAGGUGCAGCUUCUUGUAUUCCCACUGAGACUCUAAGCAGAAAUGAUGCAGUAGAUAUUACAUUUAGUCUUAAAGGGCUCUACGAUGACACCAAAGCUUUCCUGGAUGAAAACUUGUUGAGAAAUGCUGAGGAUGAAGCCACACUACAAACUGUUCUGGAUGCUCUGAACGAGGAGUUUGAAAAGCUAUCAGAGAUCAACUGGAUGAAUUCAAUCAUAUUUCCAGAGGAAAAAUCUUCAGAUGCUGACAGCAGAAGCCUCAGGUUGAAAUUUAAGCUCCGCAAGUUGGGAGAAAAGAAAUUGCAAGAGGAAUACAAACCUAAAUCAGGCCGAAGAUUCCACCAUUUUAUUGGUAAUUUGUGGCAUCGGAGGAGUCAUGAAGAUGAAGCAAAGGGUGAUGAUCCUUCAACACCAUCAAUAUCUCAACAUUAGCCCUUGAAAGCUGGAAGAACUCACAUUUUAGAAUUCUACUAAAAACACUCAAAACCCUAAUACAGGCUGGAGUACACUAUUUCACAACAAGCAUGAGCACCACCAAGAAAGACCUUCCAGUUCUUUAAACCAGUACAUUUCUCCUGAACUUAAUCAAAUCUCCUUAGAGGUUUACAUGUUUCCA
Fukomys damarensis (Damara mole-rat) is the source of this 3917-nucleotide messenger RNA. RefSeq names its product diacylglycerol kinase kappa (gene Dgkk). The record is from RefSeq and is a predicted model, not a curated record. The transcript has 28 exons. Gene Ontology annotation, biological process: diacylglycerol metabolic process; intracellular signal transduction; lipid phosphorylation. Gene Ontology annotation, molecular function: ATP-dependent diacylglycerol kinase activity. Bases 14 to 3733 code for a protein of 1239 amino acids. Lineage: Eukaryota; Metazoa; Chordata; Mammalia; Rodentia; Bathyergidae.